Messenger RNA from Colletotrichum lupini, 2070 nucleotides. RefSeq lists its product as uncharacterized. The record is from RefSeq and is a predicted model, not a curated record. The transcript is spliced from 15 exons. The coding region runs from base 1 to 2070 and encodes 689 amino acids. NCBI's taxonomy places the organism in Eukaryota, Fungi, Ascomycota, Sordariomycetes, Glomerellales, Glomerellaceae.
AUGGCCCCAAAAGGGUGCCAUAUGAUCAUGAAGGUCUUGGGAACAUACUUGGAGCUUGUCAAACGAGCAUACACCUGCAUGACCCCUCUCUUUGAUCCAUUUUCGUUUGAUUAUCACUACGACAAGGAACGAAUAAGUCUGUCAGUCGAUCCCCCCUCCCACCCGGGGUCAGGCUUCACCACGAAUUCAUACACGGAUAUGCGAAUUCUUUUGGCUCUCCUAGUCUGCGCCGAUCUCAGAACAUUGACACUGUCAGAUGAGGAUUAUCCCACAGCCCUCACCACCUUAGUCCAAGCUUUAGCCAUAGUGAGAUCGAUGGAGCCCUGGGCUAGCCAACAGGCCCGGGAGAUCAUGGGCAUUGUCCGCAAAGGGACCUGCAAAGCCCAGCAAGAAGCCAGACGGCACAAUGUCCAAGAUGGCGGCGUUUGUGUUUCGGCUCUUGGACUAGAUCUCUCCGCCGCUUUUGGCGAUAUACUAGCCAUACCAAGCAAGGUACAUACUUGUCACGAGAUAUGGAUGUGGUUAAUGCUGCCCACAUUGAGGCUAUGGCACAGUAUAGACGCCCAUUAUACGGAUAACGGCUCUAGGCGUCUGGGGGGUGUGUCACGAGAUAUGGAUGUGGUUAAUGCUGCCCACAUUGAGUGGGCCCGCUUUUUCUUGGAUGAUAUGAUCAUGGUCGCCGACAUCCGGAAGGUGAAGCAGUCAAACGAGUACGUAGCACCUCCUUGGGUGCCAGCCAAGAGCUUGCCUCUCAGACGCCGCAAGAAAAGAGCCAUUGGCGUUGCACCCAUCUUGUCAACCCGCCGUGGCGCUCCCCUCCUCCCCCAACCCUCCUCCCCCAACCCCCGGCGGCCAUCUAGCUGGAAGCACGCUAUCUUAGGUGCCGUAGACAACCAGCUAAGAGAAGCAAGACACGGCGUCAAGCCUUACAUACAGGGCCCUUUACUAUGCUACCGGGCGAUGCUCUAUCACGAACAGAUGCAGGGAUUGAGGCUAGUUCCAACUGUAAAUUCAAGGCCCCAUGUCAGCUCAGUUCAGCUCGACGGCAAAUUUCAUUCUGGGACUGACAGCAAAGUUUUUGGAAAUCCCCCCACGCCCAUUCCGGACACGGAAGACGGGGGAAAUUGCCUACCAGAUCGUGCCACCGGCAGUUCGCCUCAAUAUCCGAUUGGAUGGACUAGCAGGAGGCAACUGCUUUUGAAUUAUGUUUUCGACAAUGUAGCGGCAAUCAUGUUCCACCCAAAUUAUCUUGGCCCACAAGACUGCCUUGUCCGAACGUCAACCUCAAUGGAGGCUUGGCAAGGUCCGCCUCAGGAUGCCUGCAGCACACAUUCCGAAGGAACACUAGACUUUCGUUCAUACAUCUCUUCGACCAACGAUAGUAGAGGUUGGGCAUACGCUUUGCCGUUACCCAGCAUCGAUUCACCACAAUGGGACCCUUCUCAAAGGGAAAUGCUAGCACCGCUGCAUCUCCAUAACAGGAGACUUGAAGAAUAUGGACACGACUUCUCGAGGCCACGUGUUUUAUCUAUGCCCGAAUACGAAACACACAUCCAUCACGAUGGCUAUGGACAACCGGAAAGGCGUCCGCAGAUCAUUACAGGCCUCGGGAGGCAUAGGUCUGAUCCACGGCUAAGCUCGGAGGCGAUUUUCGACCAGCCGACAAGCAGAUACUACAAACCAUCCUCAGACGUCAAUGUCGACAAUGUCUCGCAGAUGUCAGACUUGUCCCCACGGCCGCUGAUGGAGUAUGAGUCAAAUACCGGUCGCGGUGCCGUGAACUUGUACCCAAGACCAUCGCCGACUCGUCAUCGACACCGAUCCCACUCAGUGGCAGAAGCUCCCAGAUCCCCACCUCGAGAUCGUAAAUAUCUUUUUGUCAACCGAACCGUCAAGGAUGGGAAGUUGAUUUCAAGGGGAACGAGUUGCCAAGGCUACGACAGAGGCGAUCUCGAGUUUGAGAGACCACUUGGGAAGGAUGCUUGGAAUGGGACUGUCAUUUUCGGAUUUGAUGGAAGAAUUAGGUCGAGAAGCACAGAAGACUCAGAUAUCUUCAUAGCGUUUCUGUAA